This is a messenger RNA of Podarcis raffonei (Aeolian wall lizard), 2357 nucleotides long. RefSeq names its product tetratricopeptide repeat domain 12 (gene TTC12). The transcript has 22 exons. NCBI's taxonomy places the organism in Eukaryota, Metazoa, Chordata, Lepidosauria, Squamata, Lacertidae. Gene Ontology annotation, molecular function: protein binding. The coding region runs from base 132 to 2258 and encodes 708 amino acids. The record is from RefSeq and is a predicted model, not a curated record.
GCCGCCAUCUUGGACUCCUCGGCGGGGGCAGCGCGGUUACCAUGGAGACCGCCGGGACGCGGCGCGGCCUGUGAAGGAACCCAAAGCCCGACUCAAGUCCGUCCCUGAUUGUUUCAGUAUUUGGGGUCAAGAUGUCUAAAGAGCAGGAAGAACAGGAUUUGCAGAAAUUCCUUAGAGAUGUGGAUGAAGUUACCAACCUGAUUCAAGGCCUGAAUUCCACAGACCCUUCUAUCCAGGAGAAAGCCAUUGCAGACACAGAGAAAAGAUUAAACUCCACUGCUGUCAAAUGUGAGGAUAAGCAGAAGCCCACAGUGGACAGAACAUGCAUCAAUACACGAGCCCCGGAUUUGCCAGAUCAGCAGGAAACAAUGAAUCCAGAGAGUUUCAUGGCCGUUUUAGAAAAGGAUGCCAAAGAGCGAGCAAGGAAAAGGAAGCACAAUGAAGCCUUAGCAAACGCACUGAAAGAAAAAGGGAACGAUGCUUUCAGCAAAGGGGACUAUGCACUGGCUAUUCAGAAGUACACUGAAGGCCUCAAGAAGCAAAAGGAUAUGCAGGUUCUGUACACCAAUAGAGCACAGGCCUACAUCAAGUUGCAAGACUAUGAAAAAGCUAUCAGUGACUGUGACUGGGCUUUAAGGUGUGAUGAAAAAUGCAUCAAAGCUCUCUUCCACAUGGGGAAAGCAUAUUUGGCCCAGAAGCAGUACAGUAAGUCCAGAGAAUGCUACCUGAAGAUUUUAGACAUUGAUCCUGGAAAAGAGAAGCUGUGCAAAGACUACAUACACCAAGUAGACUUGGAGGAGAAAAGACAGCAUGAGGAGGAGAGGGCCAUGGAGGAGCUUGAAUCUGGAAAACACACAGCUGUGUCAGUGAAGGAGUUGCUCCAGAAGCUCCGCAUCCCUGAUGAGAACAUUCUGUACUAUGCGGAUGGGAUUAGGCUUCUGACUGCGUUGAUGCAAGACUGCACUGAGCAAGCCUUAUUUAGGACAAACAAUGGCUUCAGUAUCAUCAAUGACAACGCAGUCGUACAACGGGUUUUCCACACCAAGACAAAAUCCCCUGAUGAAGUGGAGCUGUUUAUUUCCAUUCUCCUUCUGUGGCAAGCAGCCUGCAAAGACAAUGAGGAGAACCAGCGCCUGCUUCUCACUCAUCCUGAUGUCAACCUGCAACUUCCUUCUCUGUUGCUCUCUGAGGUGCCCGAAAUCCAAGAAGAGUGCUUAGCCCUGCUUUCUCUCUAUGCAGAAACAGAGAAUGGGAGGAUCCUGUUGGUCCGACACCUGGACACAACUAGGUGGCUACACAUCUUUAUGUCCUUCAUCAAGGUUUUUGACAGCAGAGCUAGAUGUGCCUUGAAAUUGCUGACCAGCUUAGUCCCAGAGGAGAAGUUCAAAAUUCAGUGCCGUAUCAAACUCUCCACAGAGGCUUUGCCACUAUUCAUAGAAUUACUGAGUUCUGCUGAGACACUGAACGAACUGGGCCUCGCCCAUUGCAUUGCCAUCAUGGGAGACAUGUGCUCAGACGUGGUCAUCCGAAUGCAGAUGACUGAAAGCCCAGAUUGCUGGCAGGCCUGUUUGAGCUUUCUGGAUGAGUGCUGGAACAAAGGCAAGGCCACCAGAUACCCAGAGUGUCUCUAUGCACUACUUGGCCUGAUGAUGAACCUCUCUUUGGAACCCAAUUUGCUCCUUCAGGAUCUUGCCAUAGAGAUUUCUGGGAAAUGCAUGUCCCUCUUUGACUGUAAAGAGGGAAGAAUUGUGACACGAGCAGUUGGGCUUUUAAGUCACAUCCUGCCAAUAAGUCCAGAGGCACGGGAAGAGGCGAUAAAAGAUGGCGUGGUGAGGAAAAUGAUCAGAUUUCUCAAGGCAGAUGGGCAGAUCACACAUGGCUAUGCAAUGAAAAUCCUGGCUGUUUGUGCCAAAAGUAGCCAAGAGGCACAGGAAGAGAUUGUGAAGCUUGAUAAAAAAUGUAAGAUCCUGCUGAAGUUUCUGCGCUCAGAGAAUGAGGUGUUGGCAGGAAAUGCUGCUUUCUGCCUUGGGAGAUGCUUUGAGGUGCCCGGAGCAGCCGCUAAUUUGCUCGACGUGGAUAUUGUGCGGAUUUUAUUGAAAGUCGCUGGCAGGGAUGCUCAGAGGACGUCUGCGCAAGAGAACGCAGCCAUUGCUUUAGGAAAGCUCUGCACAGCUGAUGCCAGGCACACUAGUCGGCUACGGGAGCUGAACGGAAUGGCGGUCCUCAACACCUCUUUGAAGCACAUGCAGGGAUUUUAAAGGCUUCUGUAAAUGUUCCAGAGCAUGUUUACAAAGUCUGCCAUAGCUCUGGUCAGGGCUGCACUUUGUUUUUGUAAUAAAGAGGAUUAAUUGGAACAA